This is a messenger RNA of Lycium barbarum (goji berry), 783 nucleotides long. Its product is annotated as acidic leucine-rich nuclear phosphoprotein 32-related protein-like. The record is from RefSeq and is a predicted model, not a curated record. Gene Ontology annotation, molecular function: nucleic acid binding; zinc ion binding. NCBI's taxonomy places the organism in Eukaryota, Viridiplantae, Streptophyta, Magnoliopsida, Solanales, Solanaceae. Bases 1 to 783 code for a protein of 260 amino acids. The transcript is spliced from 5 exons.
AUGUUGACACUAACUCAAUUCUAUGAGGGUUCAAGCUCGUCAAGACAGAAGGAGGAGUCUUCUAAUCACUAUGGUAAGAAGAAUAUUAAAUGUUACCGAUGUGGUGAAGUAGGACACAUAAAAAGAUUUUGUCGAGCCAAGAAAAGCAACAUGCCUCAAACCGAGAAAGCUCCAGAAGAAGAAGAAGAAGAAGAAGAAGAAGAAGAAGAAGAAGGAGAUGAAUCUAAAUUCUCCAACUUUCACAAAUAUAAUGGAGAUGAUGUCAUUGUGACAGCUAAUAAUUCAGUCCAUAUUAUGGAGAAGGAAGGCACUGUUGUCAUCAACGAGAAGCAAGAAAACCCUAUCACUCUCAACAGUAAUUCCAGAUUCACGUGGGUUCAUUUUGUGAAGCACGAGUCAGAAGUCUUCAAUAAGUUUAUGGAAUUCAAGGAAACAGUUGAAGGUGAGCUUGGUUCGAGGAUAAGGCGGUUGCGAACGGAUAAUGGAGGUGUUUCUCCAGAUAGUGCAGUCGUCGAGGAGCUAAAAGAAAGGGCGAGUCCGGAAACUCAGCAAGGAGAUGAUUCACAUAGUUCACAAAGGCCACAAAGAAAUAUUGUCAAGGCAGCACGCUAUAGAGAUGACAAUUUUGUCAAUACGUAUUCAUGUUUCUUUGCAGGCCCAAUUAAUGGUGGAAAGUCUCCAUCAUUUGAAGAAGGAAGAAGAACCGGGAAAAUAUUGUUGAGAUCUUCACCAAGGCACAUUCCAAAGCUUCGGUUGAGUUCUUCUGCAACAAACUUAGGGUAG